GAUCGCCCCUGCGUUGCUGAGACAGGCCUCCUAUGGCACCAUAAAGAUUGGCAUUUACCAGAGCUUGAAGCGGCUGUUUGUAGAUCGCAUGGAAGAUGAAACGUUGCUAAUCAAUGUAAUCUGCGGAGUGGUUUCAGGGGUGAUCUCCUCUGCAAUUGCCAAUCCGACAGAUGUGCUGAAGAUUCGAAUGCAGGCUCAAGGCAGUUUAUUCCAGGGUGGCAUGAUUGGCAGCUUCAUCGACAUCUACCAGCAGGAGGGUACCCGAGGCCUCUGGAGGGGUGUUGUCCCAACAGCUCAGAGAGCCGCCAUCGUGGUCGGGGUGGAACUGCCAGUCUAUGACAUCACCAAGAAGCACUUAAUCCUGUCAGGCCUGAUGGGCGACACCAUCUUCGCCCACUUCGUUUCCAGUUUUACAUGUGGGCUGGCUGGGGCCAUUGCCUCCAACCCUGUGGACGUGGUGCGGACACGGAUGAUGAACCAGCGGGCAAUAGUGGGCAGCACGGAGCUCUAUAGGGGCACUCUGGAUGGCCUUGUGAAGACAUGGAAGAGCGAGGGCUUCUUUGCACUCUAUAAAGGUUUCUGGCCCAACUGGCUUCGGCUCGGUCCCUGGAACAUCAUUUUUUUUAUCACAUAUGAGCAGUUGAAGCGACUUCCAUUCUGACAGCUGGCUUCAUUUCCUGAGAGUCAUCUUCGAGACUUGCAGCAGAGAGCUUUGCUGCAGCCUUCCCCUUCAUUUCACCAUCCCCAUGUUUUGAUGUUUUGGUACACGUGGGUCUGGGCUCUCCCCCUCCCCGAAAUGCAUGGUCCCCGGAGCAUGAUCUGGCUGAAGUAUAACUGGGAGGCUGAUGGCAGGCGCUGCAUGUUUUUUCACACGGAGGCAAGUAUUAACGGUGUACAAGUGUCUGGGCCUGAAGCAAUAUCUUCUGUGAAGAUCUGCGCAUUCCAGUGGCUUUUUGGUGCAACUGUGGUUUGUUGUUUGGCUCACAUGCAUUUUUCUGCCGUGCCUGCGGGUGAGGCUGGAGGCUGGGAAGGGGUGCUGUCAUGUUUUCUUGCAGAACUGUAACCUCAUUAAAUUAUUUAUUGACUGGA
Messenger RNA from Fulmarus glacialis (Northern fulmar), 1089 nucleotides. RefSeq names its product brain mitochondrial carrier protein 1. The record is from RefSeq and is a predicted model, not a curated record. NCBI's taxonomy places the organism in Eukaryota, Metazoa, Chordata, Aves, Procellariiformes, Procellariidae. Gene Ontology annotation, cellular component: mitochondrial membrane. The annotation marks the transcript as partial. Gene Ontology annotation, biological process: mitochondrial transport. The transcript has 7 exons.